CUCCUAAAUACGUUCAAACAACCCAGAUGACUCCUUUUCUUUAGGCUAAAUACAAAACCUCCAGUCUCCGGUCCUGGAAGAACCAGAAGGGGUUUCCUGCCUCCGUCAGGCGGCCACCCGGCGGCGUUAACCUUCAUUUGGGAGCCGGGUGCACUUGCGCCACCUUGUGAGUAAACUCUGCCACCUCUGCAGGGGUAAAUCCCCUUUUUCCUAAAAGCGGGAUGGCGUCGGUGGUGCGCACGCUGCGCCACCACCGGGACGAGGUGAGCUGCUGCGCCUUCUCCUCCGCCCUCCUGGCGACCUGCUCCGCCGACAAGACCGUACGCGUGUACGACACGCGCGACUUCUCCGAGCUGCCGGCGUCCCCGCUCGCGGGUCACGAGUACGGGGUGCACUGCUGCCGCUUCAGCUCGUGCGGCGGGCACCUGGUGACCUGCUCCACGGACGGGUCCACCGUCGUCUGGAGUCCGGUGACGGGCGAGCGGCAGGCCAGGCUGCAGCACCCGGGCCGCAGCCCCGUGCGAGUGUGCGCCAUUACGCACGACUCCUCCCUGCUCCUGUCCGGGGCCUGUGACGGAACCGUGGCUCUCUGGGAUUUCCGAACCAGGAAGCUACGCAGGUGCCGUCCUGUCAGUGAGGCCAGUGUGGUGGCUUGCUGCUUCUCUCCAUGUGGGCAGAUGUUUGUGACUGGCUGCACCCAUGGAAGCGUCAAACUCUGGGAUGAGGAUAUCAGCCUGCUCCACGCUGAGAAGGAUGCCCACGAUCUGGGAGUCACCUGCUGCAGCUUUGCACCCCAAUUUAGGAUUGAUGACUGCAGUGUGGAGUUUCGAUUGGCCUCCUGUGGACAGGACAGCCAGCUGAAGAUAUGGAUUGUUUCCCAGCAUGGAGGAGCAGCCUAUGAGAUGAAACUUCUGCACACUCUGACAGGCCAGUCGGCUCCGGUUCUGUCCUGUGCCUUCUCCUCUGAUGGAGAGAUGGUCGUCUCUGGGUCAGUGGAUAAAACGGUCACACUGUAUGAUGCGAACCAGGGCACCCUGCUCCACACUUUGAACCACCACGAUAGGUAUGUGACAGCUGUUGCCCUGUCUCCCACCAUGCCCUGGAUUGCAACCGGUUCUAUGGACAAAACGGUUAACGUUUGGCGAGUAGGGGGUGGAUACGAUGGUGUUGUCCCUGAAACAACACAGCCCGUGUGCCAAGAAAGGAAGUCACCGGGUUACUCCAGGCUGCUGGUUGCUGAUUGGUCAGAGGAGGACGUGGGGGCUUGGCUGCGUGAGGAGGGACUGGAAGAGCUCGUCAGCAUCUUUAAAGCCAACAACAUAGACGGAGCAGUGCUCACCCAGCUGAACAAGGAAAUGCUAGUCUCCGAGCUGGGACUCGUGUCGGUAGGCAUGCGUUGUCGGCUCUUGAGGAAAAUUGAUGCCCUGAAGGCAGAACAGGAUGGUUCAGAAGCACCAGAUGAGUUUCUGUGCCCAAUCACCAGAGAGCUGAUGAAGGAUCCAGUCAUUGCUGCAGAUGGGUACUCCUAUGAGCGCGAAGCCAUUGAGAGCUGGAUUAGAGCCAAGAACCGAACCAGUCCCAUGACCAACCUACCUCUGCAGACCACGAUGGUCACUCCAAACAGGUCUCUGAAGAUGGCGAUAUUACGGUGGACGGCCGAGCCAGUAGAUAGCAGCUCACGUUAGCUCAUAUUGCUGAAGCAACCAUUCAGGUACUGCAUUACUAACUUCACUAACAGCUGAUCUCUGUAACAAGUACAACAGUAUCUCUGCGUGAGGCAAUGAUUACUUUUAUAACAAGUCUUUCUGGAAAUCAUGCCAUAAUAGCUAUAUGCCUUUGUGAAU
This is a messenger RNA of Lampris incognitus (smalleye Pacific opah), 1844 nucleotides long. RefSeq names its product WD repeat, SAM and U-box domain-containing protein 1-like. NCBI's taxonomy places the organism in Eukaryota, Metazoa, Chordata, Actinopteri, Lampriformes, Lampridae. The record is from RefSeq and is a predicted model, not a curated record. Bases 222 to 1685 code for a protein of 487 amino acids. Gene Ontology annotation, molecular function: ubiquitin-protein transferase activity; protein binding. The transcript is spliced from 11 exons. Gene Ontology annotation, biological process: protein ubiquitination.